Messenger RNA from Drosophila santomea, 4312 nucleotides. RefSeq names its product transcription factor E4F1. The coding region runs from base 179 to 4150 and encodes 1323 amino acids. NCBI's taxonomy places the organism in Eukaryota, Metazoa, Arthropoda, Insecta, Diptera, Drosophilidae. Gene Ontology annotation, biological process: regulation of transcription by RNA polymerase II. Gene Ontology annotation, molecular function: RNA polymerase II transcription regulatory region sequence-specific DNA binding; zinc ion binding; DNA-binding transcription factor activity, RNA polymerase II-specific. The transcript has 13 exons. Gene Ontology annotation, cellular component: nucleus. The record is from RefSeq and is a predicted model, not a curated record.
CACAAAACACCAAUGCCAAACAACCCUGUCUCCCCAAUUUAUUUCGACGCGACGCGAGUGGAGAAAAACAAUCAACUUUUAUUUGCUAAGACGUGAUAAAUUGUGGCGCUACACCAGCUAAUCGCUUCGAACGGACCGCUGGCGAUACGGGUGCCACCAGAUGAGCAGCUCGUGAACGAUGGCGCUGAACAAGAGGAAGAGCCCGUACUCGGACGAAAUUUCGGGCGCCGAAGUGGACUACAAGUUGUCAUGUCGCUGCUGCUUGAAGACGAAUGUGGAGUAUCUCAAACUGGACUCGGUGGCGGUUGCGCGCAGCCUGGACCCGGCGGACGCUUCUGAGAAGAUCCCGCUGCUCCGUUGCCUGCUCUUCUGCGUGAGCGCCGAGAAUACGCCGGAGCUGCCGCAGAACAUCUGCAUCGAGUGCAGCAAAAGCCUGCAGAUUGCUUACUACUUCCUUCAGAAUGCCCUGCGUGCUCACGAGAUCCUGUGCCGGAAGCUGUGUCCCAAGGUCUCAAGGAGACAGAAUGGCACUUUGGCUCAAGAGCCAGCGCCUGCAGAGCCGGGGUCCGAGAGGACACAGCUCCUGAAAACAAUGCGGCACGAGUGCCAGGUCUGCGGAGAAGUGGUUUACAAUCGCCUGGAGCUCAAACAACACAUUCGUCAGCAUGCAGAGGGUCUGUCGUACAACUGCAAGCUGUGCAGUUUCACAUCGUUGAAGCAACGCGUUUUGUUCGAGCACUAUGUGACCAUGCAUAACAUGCCCCUUAGCCAGGCAGAGGAGCACGUAAAAUCAAAGCAUUACCCAGCGCCAAAAGAAGAAGAGCUCAGGGCGGUGUGUACGCUUGAGGACAUGGAGUUGCUGAUACCCACCGUACUAAGGCCGGAAGACUAUGUUCAGCCGCAGCCUCAUAUAGAUAACGAGCAACUGCAAGACAUUGAGCAGCAGCUGGCCGUCAGCAUGGGUGAACCCGCACCGGCAGUGGACACCCUGACCUCCACCCUUCCGCCCAUGGAUACGCCCAAUGUUAGCAUCGGCACAGAGUACCUCGUUCUACCCGAUGGUUCGCUGCAACAGGUUAACGGAAGCGGCGUGGUCAUCGAGUAUAUUGACGAUAGCAAACCGAAUAAUUCGGCCAACGUCAAUAUAAGCCUACAAAAUCUGCUGUCCAGCCAAAAUGAACCUAUGGACAUCGAUGUCAACGAAUUAAUCGUGGAGGAUAUGAUGCCGCAGAUAAAAAUCAAGACAAAACCAGCCGCCAGCGGAACAUCCAUUUACAAGCACAAGUGCAAAUUGUGUCCGAAAGCAUUUUCCACUGUAGCGCGUCUAAAAUCUCAUCAGUUGACUCACAGCAAUCUGCCCAAAUUUUACUGCGACCAAUGCACUUUUUACUCACUGCGCAGCGCCGAUCUUAUACAGCAUUACAAGAUGGUCCACCAUCGGUUUGAUGAAAAUGGCAAGUUCGGAAGGGAUCAGGCGCAAGUUGCAGAGUCCCGCGUUUACUCGUGCGACAUGUGUCUGUUUGAAACGUCCACCGUUAGCCAGUUGCGAAUCCACUACAAGGAGCGGCACACGGUGCAACCCACGGAGGUGCAGCUGCGUCCAAGUUGGACGGGCGAGCCGGCAGCCAACCCUGCCCCAACAACACCGAGAGGCGUUGCCGCCAAGCAGCAGACUCCAGCUACGAUAUCAAAUCACAUCGACAUCCCGUUGGGCAUUAAAUAUCCCUCUGCUGUUGUGGAAACGCAAGCGCCAGUGCAGCAACCGGUACAUCAACCAAUGCUCAACCCAGUGAAGCAAAUAGAGCCGGUGGCCACAACAUCGACGACCAUCACUGAAUCGGGCGACAUCAAUGUAGUGGUAGAUGCGACGCCGCUCUUCUAUGCAGCAACCUCCAAUUCCCUGAUUGUGACGAACCCGGCGCCAGUGACAACGGUGGUGGAAUCCACCGGAGAAGCCGGCAACCAUGCAUUUGGAAUCUUUCCCGAAAUCUCAGAGGGAAAUUUGCCGGUAAACGAAGCCGUACAGCAGACACCAGCAAACAUAUCUGGCAAUUCGAUGUUUGGCGACAUGCAGGACUUCAUUGACAACACCGAUGUGGCUGCCAUAUGCACAAUUCCUGCGGAUGAUAUGCCCGUUGUGGAUGGUGAUGACAUCGUGAUUGAUAAUAACAAUAUCAGUCUGGACUUUGAUGCCGAGAAUUUGUUCGAGGACUUCGAGGAGGAAGAGGACGCAGUGGGCGAGGAAGAAGAAGACGUCGAGAACGAUGACGAGAAUGACAACAAUGAUGCUGCCACGGAUCAAAAUCUGCUGCUGACCAGCGACGAUGAUGAUGUGGACGACUUUGAUGACGAGCAGUCGAAGCAUCUGCAGAAGCCCUACUGCAUUUACUGCAAUAAGAAGUUUACCAGCCAGUAUAAAUUCGAGAACCACAUGUUUAUUCACCGAGGCCUGGCCCCCUAUCGCUGUGAGUUGUGCACCAACCUUUACAACAUGAAGCGACUGCUGAUCAGACACUACAAAACUGUGCACAAGAGAAUGCCCACGAGGGACAUGGUCCAGGCGAAGGGCGAUAAGGUUUCCGUUGCCCGCACCAACAUCGAAAAUCUGUAUCCUGGCAGGAUAAAGAAACCAAUGCUCAUGUGCGCCAAGUGUCCGUUCGAGUGCGAAUCAGAUUCAGAGAUGCGCAAGCAUCUGAAUGCCCACCAUGGGAUUAAUGAAGGAGUGUCCGAGCAUGCAAACGAAGUGUUUAUCAUUCGCAAAUUACCAUUUGAAUGCCCGCGCUGCAUUCGAUCAUUUGCUGCUAAGACCACCCUUAGUCGCCAUCUGCAGCGCAGUCAUUUGGUGGACACAAUUAUAGAGAUGCAAGUGCCGCAAAGCGAGGAAGCCACCACGACGACCAUGGCCACAUCAUCGUUAACUUUAUCUGGGCCAGAAAACGCGGUCAUAGAGGAUAGCCAGCAUAAUGAGAUGAUGCAGACGGAUGUUGGGGCUGAGAAGAUGACGACGGCUGCUUUAGGCAAUGGCGAUGGCAAUGAAGUAGCCGGCAAAGAUGAUGGAUCAGGAGAACACGCGGAACCGGCGGUGCUAGAGGAAGAACUGGAUCCCGUAACGUUGGACGCAGCCACCGCGGUGACUACAACAGCAAUAGCAGCAGCAAUAUCAGCGGCAGCUGCAGCGGAAGCUAAUUCGUCAGAGUCACCCGUUACAACCACAGCUUCAUCGUCAACUACUCUCUUUCCGACGCCCACACCGUUUGAUUUUGAAUACGACAUAAUGAGAGACGAAGCCCAGCAAUCGUCGCCAAAUAUCCAUGACGUCUCCAAAGCCUUUACCGACAAUGCCUCAUCCAGCAGCCCAAUUAAUGAAAGCGACAAACUGCUGUCCACCACUGCCCUGGAAACUUCGCCAGCGAAGGGUUUACGCUCCAACACCCGUCUGCAUCGCUCUUCCAUUUACGUGUGUAAGCUCUGUAGCCAAACAUUUGACGAGCUGGGCAAGCUGGUCAAGCAUGAAAUGGAGCUACACUCCAACACGGAACGAUCUCGGUGGGGCUAUCAGCACAAGUGUGCCAUCUGCAAUACAUCGUACCGCACGCUCACGUUGCUCAAGUUCCACAUGAAGCGACACAGCAAUCGGAAAUCACAGUGCAAGCUGUGCCCCAAAACCUUUGUAACAAUCGCAGAGCUCGAGCGGCACACGAAGGCCAAGCACAGCAAGGAUAAGACGCUUCGGUGCUCUUUGGAUGGCUGCCGGAAGACUUUUGCCUUCAAACACCAUUUGGUACGCCAUCAAAAUGCCUCACAUUUGAGCACACGGUACAUAUGUCCCGUUUGCAAUAAGGAGGAGCAGUCCAAUGUGCAUUUGAAGAAUCAUAUGAGCAUGCACAAAGGUGAGAUAACCUACAAGUGCCCUAAGUGCGAUCGCUCCUAUUUGCGGCGUGGCAGACUCGCAAGCCAUGUUGUCCUAAUCCAUAAUUUGCAUCUCACCACCGAAGAGUUGGAUAAAAUCUCAUCCCAGGCUAAGCGCCAGGCCGAACCUAACGAUCUUAAAGACACGAUGCCCCGGGCGCACCUGGGCCGUCGAAAGGAUGUGGGUUGUGCAAGAGAAGAAAAUGGGGAGCCCACAGGAGCUGAUGAUAAUUCCAAGUAGUUUCAGUCUACGCUCUUACAAUCAAGCAAAGUAAUCGCACAAUGUACAAAGUUUGAUAUAGUCUAAGUACUGUUCCUCUCCAUCGUUUUAGCGCAUCUAAUGUCUUGAAGUUUUCCUGUUAAGUUGUACCCUAAGCCAUUAAACACAAUCUCUCAUAUAAAA